GAUGAAGUAGAGCUGCAGCAAGAUGAAGAGAACCUUCCCUAUGAAGAAGAGAUUUACAAAGAUUCCAGCACCUUUCUUAAGGGUACUCAGAGCUUAAAUCCACACAAUGAUUACUGCCAACACUUUGUGGAUACAGGACACAGACCACAGAACUUCAUCAGAGAUGUUGGCUUAGCAGAUAGGUUUGAAGAAUACCCAAAACUUAGAGAGCUCAUCAGAUUGAAGGAUGAGCUGAUAUCUAAAUCUAACACUCCUCCCAUGUACCUACAAGCAGACUUGGAAGCUUUUGAUAUUAGGGAACUGAAGUCCAAAUUUGAUGUGAUUCUCCUGGAACCACCGCUGGAAGAAUACUACCGAGAGACUGGUAUUACUGCCAAUGAAAAGUGCUGGACUUGGGAUGAUAUUAUGAAAUUGGAAAUUGAAGAGAUUGCAGCCCCGAGGUCAUUUGUGUUUCUGUGGUGCGGUUCAGGCGAGGGUCUGGAUCUUGGCCGAGUGUGUCUACGCAAAUGGGGUUACAGAAGAUGUGAGGACAUUUGUUGGAUUAAAACAAACAAGAACAAUCCUGGAAAGACCAAGACUCUAGACCCUAAGGCUGUUUUCCAAAGAACCAAGGAGCACUGCCUCAUGGGCAUCAAGGGAACCGUGCGCCGCAGUACGGACGGCGACUUCAUCCACGCCAACGUCGACAUCGACCUCAUCAUCACAGAGGAGCCCGAAAUCGGCAACAUCGAGAAACCCGUGGAGAUUUUCCAUAUCAUUGAGCAUUUCUGCCUUGGACGACGGCGGCUGCAUCUUUUUGGAAGGGACAGUACAAUUCGACCAGGUUGGCUGACUGUAGGACCGACCCUCACAAACAGCAACUUCAAUGCAGAAACAUAUUCUUCAUACUUCACGGCUCCAAAUUCCCACCUGACUGGCUGUACUGAAGAGAUUGAGAGACUUCGGCCCAAGUCACCACCACCCAAGUCCAAGUCUGACCGGGGUGGUGGUGCUCCAAGGGGAGGGGGAAGAGGAGGGACUUCAGCAGGCCGAGGAGAAAGGGGCAGAGAGAGGAACAGAACUAACUUCCGGGGUGAGAGGGGUGGCUUCAGAGGGGGACGUGGAGGAACCCAUAGGGGAGGCUUCCCCACCCGCUGAUGACUGUUAGGUAACUGCGCCUUCCCUGCUCCUCUGCCUCACCUCUGAAUCUUUUUCUUAGCCUUGUUUUUGAUAAAGUGAAUUGUUCUAGGGACUCAAUCUAGGUGACUUUUGAAACUGUUGUUGGUGCAAGUAGUGACAGAGUCCUCCUUCCAGUGACCGGCCUGGCACGUCACCUCACCCGGCA
This is a messenger RNA of Merops nubicus (carmine bee-eater), 1324 nucleotides long. It is a transcript of the gene METTL14, whose product is annotated as methyltransferase like 14. Gene Ontology annotation, cellular component: nucleus; RNA N6-methyladenosine methyltransferase complex. The annotation marks the transcript as partial. The transcript is spliced from 8 exons. NCBI's taxonomy places the organism in Eukaryota, Metazoa, Chordata, Aves, Coraciiformes, Meropidae. The record is from RefSeq and is a predicted model, not a curated record. Gene Ontology annotation, molecular function: mRNA binding.